AUGAAUACACAAAUAAAAACCAUUGAUCCGUCAACGAUACAUUUUUAUUCUCAAGACAUCGAAGAUCCUAAAUUUAGUGUUUCAGAUCCGAAUACUCUUUCAAUUCUAAAAGAGGCCGUAGAGUUACUAAAACAAGAUAAUGUAAUUUCUAUACCAACAGAAACAGUUUAUGGUUUAGCUUCAAAUGCUUUGUCACUAAAUUCAAUAAAAAAAAUUUAUGCGGUAAAAAAUAGACCUGCAGAUAAUCCAUUAAUUGUACAUGUUUCUUCAUUAAAAAUGUUAAGAGCUUUAUUACCAAAAAAUAAUAAUAAUUUUGGCGAAAUACCAGAAAUUUAUGAACAAAUCAUUAAAAAAUUUUGGCCGGGUCCUUUGACCAUUUUAUUACCAAAAUCUUUACUAAUACCUUCAGAAGUAACUUGUAAUUUAUCAACAGUUGCAGUUAGAUUUCCUUCACAUCCAAUCUCGAGAGCUUUAAUAUCAUUAUGUGAAUUUCCAUUAGCAGCUCCUUCGGCGAACACUUCAGGAAAACCAUCUCCUACUUUAGCUUCUCAUGUGUUCACUGAUCUGAAUGGUAAGAUACCAUUAAUUAUUGAUGGAGGACAAUGUAAUUUUGGAGUUGAAUCUACUGUUUUUGAUGCAAUAGGUUCUCACGGACCAGUUAUAUUACGACCCGGUGGAAUAACAUUUGAAGCAUUAUAUAAGAUGCCUGGAAUGGAAAAUCUUAGAGUAUAUAAAAAAGAUUUUGUUGAUAAAAAACUUGAAAUGGGUCCUACAACACCUGGAAUGAAAUAUCGACAUUAUUCUCCUGAUGCUGAAGUUAUUUUGGUAGACAUUGAUGAUAAACAUAAAUCUCGUGAUGUAAUGGAUAGGGAAAUUGAAAAAAUAAGAAAAAAUGGUAAAUUAACAAUUGGAAUAUUGGCAACAGGAACAUCGUACAUAAGUUCAAAGGAAGAAUAUGAAAAUAACAAAUCUUUAUCACAAGGAAUAAUAGAAUAUACUUUGGGCGAUUCGAUGCAUCCCGAACAAAUUGCAAAAGAAUUAUUUAAAGGAUUGAGACAUUUGGAUGAAUGUAAUGUAGAUUGUAUAAUUGUCGAAGGUAUACCAGAGGAGGAAGAAGGCUUAGCCGUUAUGAAUAGAUUAAGAAAAGCAGCAUCGAGAAUUAUUAAUGAAUAA
Molecule: messenger RNA, 1173 nt
Organism: Rhizophagus irregularis DAOM 181602=DAOM 197198
Lineage: Eukaryota; Fungi; Glomeromycota; Glomeromycetes; Glomerales; Glomeraceae
Biological process (GO): regulation of translational fidelity
Cellular component (GO): cytoplasm
Molecular function (GO): nucleotidyltransferase activity; tRNA binding; double-stranded RNA binding
Source: RefSeq, a predicted model, not a curated record